AUGAAUAGGAAUACCAAUAUAAUUCUAGUCGUUCAUGAAUUUCUGGAUGUCUUUUCGGAAGAAUUACCAGGGCAGUUAAUAGACCGUGAAAUUGAGUUUAUAAUUGAAGUAGCACUGGGAACUCAACUCAUUUCUAAGACCCCGUAUAGAAUGUCACAAGCUGAAAUGAAGGAAUUAAAGGUUCAAUUACAAGAUUUACUUGAUAAGGGGUUCAUUCGCCCGAGUGUGCCUUCUUGGGGUGCACAAGUUCUGUUUGUGAAAAAGAAGGAUGGAACACUCCGAUUUUGUAUUGAUUAUAGGGAACUCAACAGGGUAACGAUCAAGAAUAAGUACCCAUUACCACAGAUCGAUGAUUUAUUUGACCAGCUUCAAGGGGCACAAGUGUUCUCUAAAAUUGAUUUACGAGUUACCAACGCACCGGCAACAUUUAUGGAUCUGAUGAAUCGUGUCUUUAAACCUUAUCUGGAUGAGUUUGUGGUAGUCUUUUUCGAUGAUAUCCUCAUUUACUCGAAGAAUGUGGAAGCUCAUGAAAACCAUCUUCGCUUGAUCUUUCAGACCCUCAGGGAAAAGAAACUGUAUGAAAAGCUAAAGAACUGUGAAUUUUGGCUACAUGAGGUGGCAUUUCUAGGGCAUAUUAUAACAAAGGAAGGAGUUUCUGUUGAUCCACACAAAAUUGAGGCGAUCGUGAAUUGGCCAACUCUCACUAAUGUAACUGAGCGACGGUGGUUGGAACUUAUUAAAGAUUAUGAUUUACAGAUUCAUUACCAUCCUGGUAAAGCCAACACAGUUGCAGACGCACUUAGUCGGAAGAAUAUGGGAAAUUUGGCAAAUUUGGUUACAGAGCAGAAGGAAUUAGCAACUGAAUUGGAUAGAAUGGAAAUAGAUCUCGUACUACAUGGGCAGGAAGCUAUAAUGGCAGCAGUGAUGGCCCAACCGACCCUACUUGAGGAAAUUAAAUUACAUCAAAUGGAAGAUGAAACUCUAAAGAAGAUAUGUGAUGAGUUAAAGACAAAACCAAAACCAGGGUUCAGCUUAGUGGAUUCGAUUAUGGUGAGAACAAGGAAAGAAGACCCGGAAGAUACUACUUCUGCACGGUUGGAUAGGAUGGAGCGAAUGAUUACGGAAAUGGCGGAGACCCUACGGCAACAACAACAACAGCAACAGCCACAGCCUCAACCGCCACCACCACCGCCACCGCCACCGUCAAGGAAACAAGACCGUUCUGAAUAUGAAGCCCAAUUUGCAGAGCUAGCCCGGUUUGCACCUCAUAUGGCAGACACGGAUUAUAAGAAGGCACGAAAGUUUGAAGGGGGAUUACGGGGUGCUAUCCUGGACCGAGUUAAUAUGUUGAAGCUACCCAUUCAUGUUGAUGUGUUGGAGAGGGCUAUCAUAGCGGAAGAAAAUAUUGCUACUCAGAACCGGAUUUCUGAAUGGAAAGGGAAGAGACAGAAUACUCAAUGGUCAAAGGGGACAACUACUCCGCCAAAUAAGAAACAAAAUUCAGGGACUUCAAAUACUUCUAUCCCUAGUCAAGAUUCAAUUCCUGUUUGUCUGGAAUGUGGAAAGAAGCAUCGUGGAACAUGCCAUUGGAAGUCUGAUGCUUGUUUCCAGUAUGGUAAAAAGGGCCAUUUGAUAAAAGAUUGCCCUUAG
This is a messenger RNA of Camellia sinensis, 1650 nucleotides long. NCBI's taxonomy places the organism in Eukaryota, Viridiplantae, Streptophyta, Magnoliopsida, Ericales, Theaceae. The record is from RefSeq and is a predicted model, not a curated record.